This is a messenger RNA of Aureobasidium vineae, 351 nucleotides long. Lineage: Eukaryota; Fungi; Ascomycota; Dothideomycetes; Dothideales; Saccotheciaceae. The record is from the annotation of a GenBank genome assembly.
AUGUGGAUCAACGAAAGUGUCAUUUGUGCCGCCUAUACUUACAAGUGGGGCAUCGCACUGCCAGUAUGGUGGGCAUCCGGCCUAUCCUUCCAAAUCGCCUUGAUGGCUCUCCUUGGUAUCGUCGCAAAACUGCGUGUCCCUUACGCACAUACCUCGCUGGAGUUCAUACGUAUGAGAUAUGGCAAAUAUGCUCAUAUGAUAUUCAUUAUUUUAAAUCUUGUCAACAACAUCUUCGGAUGCGGUAGUAUGAUAUUGGCCGGUGCUCAGCUGGUCACUGGUAUGACUGGGGUGCAUGUCAUUGCAGCUUGCAUCUUGAUCCCUGCUGGUGGUAAGUCAAUUUAUUCGAGAUAG